Brassica napus (rape) is the source of this 886-nucleotide messenger RNA. RefSeq lists its product as uncharacterized. Gene Ontology annotation, molecular function: protein binding. The record is from RefSeq and is a predicted model, not a curated record. The transcript has 4 exons. Bases 375 to 662 code for a protein of 95 amino acids. NCBI's taxonomy places the organism in Eukaryota, Viridiplantae, Streptophyta, Magnoliopsida, Brassicales, Brassicaceae.
CCUGUGCAGUAGUGCAACGCAUGGGCGACUCUUGAAAGCCCAGAUAGCAAGCUAUCUUAACGGGCCUUCUCCCUCAAAAAAUAGAGUUAAUAUCGUGUGACCCGAUGGGCCACAUAUCAGAUAUUAAACUGAUAAGAACAGAUACUACACUUGAUCUUAGCCAAAAGGCCGAGAAAGGUAUGAUUUGGCGAGUCCCUUGGCAUCUUGUUUUAUACUGCUUCUCGUGCCUCCCAUGUUUGUUUCGUUACCGAUGUGGGAGUUUUAAAGAGUUAGAUAUAAGAAACACUCCGUCUCUUUUAGCGGGUUCGUGACCGACAAUAGUCUUAAACCUAAAAGUCAAACAAGCCACCAAUAAAAGAAGCCAGUUUCUUGCCAUGGCAAUGUAUAUUCGUGUGAAGCGCACGAAAGCCACUUACUUUAUCCAAUGCGAUCCGACCGAGACUGUUUUGGAUGUGAAGCAGAAACUGUUCACCCUCAUUGAGCAACCAGUUAGUAACCAGCGUCUGGUCUUAUUGUCUACUGAAGAAGUAUUAGAGGAUUCGAAAUCUCUAGCUGAGCAGAAGGUUGAGAACGAUGCAGUCGUGGCUCUGACUUUGAGAAAAGAUGAUAACGAGUUUGAGGAUGUCGACAUUCCCCGGCCUGCCGACUUCUCAAUCUCAUGAAGAAUGUAAACUCAGGAGAACAUUUGCAUCAACAGGAGAAGAGUAUAUUAUUCAAAACGCAAGGAGGAGUUUAUAAACGCUUUAAGUUGUUUCAUUUUAUCUCUGCGUUGUGUCAACAAAUGCCUCUUUAGUUUGUUACAGACAGUUGGUUGUAAUUAAAGAUACUGAGAUGUGGAACUGCAACUUGCAAGAUUACUAGUUCUCGGUGAAGUCUUUCAUGAUUA